Notothenia coriiceps (black rockcod) is the source of this 559-nucleotide messenger RNA. RefSeq names its product ALG13 UDP-N-acetylglucosaminyltransferase subunit. Gene Ontology annotation, biological process: dolichol-linked oligosaccharide biosynthetic process. Gene Ontology annotation, molecular function: hexosyltransferase activity. The transcript has 3 exons. The record is from RefSeq and is a predicted model, not a curated record. NCBI's taxonomy places the organism in Eukaryota, Metazoa, Chordata, Actinopteri, Perciformes, Nototheniidae. The coding region runs from base 131 to 559 and encodes 142 amino acids.
CGGUUCAGACUCUGACGUCAUCAGUCUAAGGCGGAAGUAGCUGUCAGGAUGAGAUGAGCUGUGAGAAAAAAGGCUGUAAAGUGUUUUAAAAAUACUUUAACACAUAAAGAAAACUGAGAGAUAAGCAGCUAUGAAGACCGUGUUUGUUACUGUCGGCACCACGAGCUUCGAUGAGCUCAUUGAAAGCAUCACGAGUCCGGAGACCGUUCAGGCUUUAACGGCUCGUGGAUAUGAGCGUUUGGUCCUUCAGGUUGGUAGAGGGUCUCUUGUGCCAGCUGCUGACAGCUGUCCGGACGUCACACUGGAGGCUUAUCGAUUCAAAGACUCGAUAGCAGAAGACAUCGAGCAGGCCGACCUCGUCAUCAGCCACGCAGGAGCGGGAAGUUGUUUGGAGUCGCUCGGUGCCGGAAAAUCUCUGCUGGUCGUCGUCAACGACAAAUUGAUGAACAACCACCAGCUGGAGAUGGCCAGACAGCUGCACAUGGACUCACACCUGUUGUACUGCACAUGCAGGUAUGACUUUCCAUCUUUACACUUUAUAAAGGUCAGAAUGAUUUGA